CUUUCCAACUUCCUUAAUCUGCCCUGCCACCUCCUCCAACUUCCAACUUCCAACUUCCAUCUUUCCAAUACCACCAACUUCCCCUGCCUCCCUCCCUCCCUCCGAUCUCUUCUCCGCCCCACCGUCUCCCUCGAUCCACGCUCUCCGUUCGAGUAUUCGAUCCGCCGCCGGCGAACACCGGCUCCCCCGCCGGACUUAGGGUUCCCGUUUCUCCGCCGGCCGCGUCGGGUAUCAGGUUCGAAUACGCCGCAGCUUGAUCUGGGUCCGUUCAAAAUCCGAGCUUUUCCUGGCUUUCUAUCGCCGCGGGAUUCGUGCCGAGGCAAAGACAGCUAUGAUUUGAGGGUUGGAGUGGAGAGAUGAACGUUGGCCAUGCCUCGGUUCACCCAGUGGAGGAUCCCCCUACGACGGAGGGCGCAAAUGGGCCGAGAGUCAGGAUGAAGGAUAGACAGGGUAUGCCCGCUACGCUCGGCGGGCUCGCCUUGCGCUUUUUCCAGUUUGUGUUCGCAGCUGCUGCGCUCUGUGUUAUGGCCACUACCAGUGAUUUCCCCUCUGUGACGGCCUUCUGCUAUCUUGUAGCAGCUUCCGGCUUACAGAGCAUAUGGAGUUUUUCAUUGGCUGUUGUGGACAUAUAUGCCCUUCUAGUGGGGCGCUCGCUGCAGAAUUAUCGAGUGGUGCUGUUCUUUGCCAUGGGUGACGGGAUCACUUCCACUCUCACAUUUGCAGCAGCAUGUGCAUCAGCAGGCAUUACAGUCCUCAUCGACAAUGAUCUCUCUAGCUGUUCCCAGAACCACUGCAUGCAGUUUGAAACUGCCACGGCGAUGGCAUUCAUUAGUUGGUUUGUUGCUUUGCCGUCUUUUCUUUUCAAUUUUUGGUCGCUGGCGUCCCGAUGAAGAUGUAGCAAGGCAGGACUAAGGGGGAGUCAGCUGGAAAAUCCGCCUCGGCUUUAAAGAGCCUUUCUGGUGUGCCAUAAUUUUUUUUUUUCCCUCGAUACCUCAAAGGCAUGGAUUUGCUCGAGUGGUGUCUUGUGUGAAUAGGACUGUAAAGUAGGGCAAGGUGAGUCUUGACGAUGUAGUGUGAAUCGGUCGGAUGAGCCUCAUAACAGCACUCGACACUUGGGGAGUUUUCUUUUUGCUUUCUAUUGGAUUCGCAAAUGCUGGUUUUAUUUACUUAUGUAGGUGUGAAGGCAUUGUGUAACAGAAUGGCGGCAGGAUACAAAGGUCUCAAUGCACGCUGAAUUUUGAUGAUA
Molecule: messenger RNA, 1246 nt
Organism: Eucalyptus grandis
Lineage: Eukaryota; Viridiplantae; Streptophyta; Magnoliopsida; Myrtales; Myrtaceae
Product: CASP-like protein 5A2
Exons: 4
Coding region: 357-890 (177 amino acids)
Cellular component (GO): plasma membrane
Source: RefSeq, a predicted model, not a curated record